UCCUUGGGAGAUAACUAAUAUGAAGUCUCUUGAAAACCUUGAUUUCAGUUCUAAUCUGCUGAUUGGAGAGAUGCCACCUCAGUUUGCAGAAAUGAAACGUUUAGAGACUCUAAAUCUCUCACACAAUAAUCUUUCUGGUUUCAUUCCGUCUAAGUUUGAUGAAAUGAAUAGCUUGACAAUGGUUGAUAUAUCCUUCAACCAAUUGGAAGGUCCUAUUCCAAAUUCCAAAGCUUUCCACAAGGCUUCAUUUGAAGCAUUGAGAAACAACAAAGGCUUGUGUGGUGAUGCUGCUGGUUUGCCGCUUUGCACUCAUGGUAAAAGGGGCAACAAAGUCAACAUAUUGAUCAUACUGGUAUCUGGUUUCGGAGGCCUGUUUCUUCUAUCCAUUUUUGUAAUUCUAUACACUCUUCAUAGAAGACAAGUGAAGAAAACCAACAUCCCAGAUGAGCAAGAAACACAAAAUCAGAAUAUGUUUGAAGUAUGGAACUUCGAUGGGAAAAUGGUGUACGAGAACAUCAUUGAAGCAACCGAGGAGUUUGACUCCAAAUAUUGCAUUGGAGAGGGAGGAACCGGGAGUGUUUACAAGGCAGAGUUAAGGACUGGCCAAGUUGUUGCUGUGAAGAAGUUUCAUACAAACACAAAUGAUGAUGAUCAUCAGAAGUCUCAAUAUCUCAAAGCAUUUACUAGUGAGGUUCGUGCACUAACACAAAUACGACAUCUUAACAUCGUGAAGCUAUAUGGGUUCUGUUCACAUCGAAGGCACUCGCUUUUGGUUUACGAGUUCAUAGAAGGUGGGAGCUUGCGAAAUGUACUCAUGAACAAUGAUGAAGAAGCGAGAGCUUUUGGUUGGAACAAAAGGGUAAAUGUUGUGAAAGGUGUGGCAAAUGCAUUGUCUUAUAUGCACCAUGACUGCUCACCGCCCAUAAUCCAUCGAGAUAUAUCAACCCAAAAUAUUCUGCUAAAUGCAGAACAUGAUGAAGCUCGUGUUUCUGAUUUUGGAACAGCCAGACUUCUCAAACCUUACUCAUCCAACUGGACUUCGUUUGCCGGAACUUUUGGAUAUGCUGCUCCAGAACUUGCUUACACAAUGGAAGUGAACGAGAAAUGUGAUGUGUAUAGCUUUGGAGUGGUGAUGCUGGAAACACUUAAGGGGAAGCAUCCAGGAGACCUCGUUUCAUCUCUCUCAUUCCCAUUGUCCUCACCAUCAAAUGCAACACCAGCUUAUGAUCAAGUAGCAAUUAUUGAUCUUUUGGACCAGCGCUUACCCCCUCCCACAAAUAAAGAAGCUGGGAAAGUGCUUUCUGUUAUCAGAAUAGCAUUUGCAUGCUUGCUUAACACUCCACAAUCUCGUCCAACAAUGAAACAGGUUGCUCAAGAGCUCUCAACUCAGACCCAUCAUUUGUCAAAGCCAUUGUCUUUGGUCUCCUUAGGAGAGUUGUUUGGUCUCAGUGAUUCUACUUCCUGAACACAUAUGCAUGUUUAUCUCUAUGCAUUUCGUUUUUAUUUUUCUUUUUUCUUGUUGAAGACUUGAUUGUGAAUGUGUUGCUGGUUUUCUUUAUGUUUUACUUUUGGGAUAAUAUUUCCUUAUGAUACAUGUAUUAUAUAAACUGGGGAGAGUUAGGGAUAAUAUUUCCUUAUGAUACAUGUAUUAUAUAAACUGGGGAGAGUUAAUCCUUAUGUGA
Ziziphus jujuba (common jujube) is the source of this 1682-nucleotide messenger RNA. RefSeq names its product MDIS1-interacting receptor like kinase 2-like. Lineage: Eukaryota; Viridiplantae; Streptophyta; Magnoliopsida; Rosales; Rhamnaceae. Bases 20 to 1465 code for a protein of 481 amino acids. The record is from RefSeq and is a predicted model, not a curated record. The transcript has 2 exons. Gene Ontology annotation, molecular function: ATP binding; protein kinase activity; protein binding. Gene Ontology annotation, biological process: protein phosphorylation.